Molecule: messenger RNA, 1870 nt
Organism: Suillus discolor
Lineage: Eukaryota; Fungi; Basidiomycota; Agaricomycetes; Boletales; Suillaceae
Product: aspartate amino-transferase
Exons: 8
Coding region: 469-1752 (427 amino acids)
Biological process (GO): L-aspartate biosynthetic process
Cellular component (GO): cytosol
Molecular function (GO): L-aspartate:2-oxoglutarate transaminase activity; pyridoxal phosphate binding
Source: RefSeq, a predicted model, not a curated record
ACAUACCGCGUCAGUGCCGCGUCAAACAAGUUGUGCGGCGUGCCGCGUCAAACCUUGUCCAUGCCGCGUCACUGCCGCGUCAAACCUCGUCACUGCCGCGUCACCCGCGCGUCACUGCCGCGUCAAACUUCACUCAUGCCGCGUCAAACCUCACCACCUCAACUAACGAGCUCGGCUAUAUGUUCUCACCGUACUACCACGAGAUGAAGCUGGCACUAUUACUUAUACCGUGACAUCGUCUUGCUAUCGCCAUCCUUAUCCCACCUUCAAAUCGGCUACUGGUGAGUAACUUGGGUUUUCAUGUUCAGUUACUGUUGCUGCCAGGCUUGUUGGAUGAUCUGACAAGCUUGGGACAAUAAUCACAUGGGGUGUUUCACGGCUGCCGUAUGUCGCCGCAACUCGCACCAUCACUGUGAUAAUCGAUAAUCUACGACUCCUACAACAUCGCUUAUCUCGGAACUAACCAACAUGUCAGACAGGAUAAGACAAGUAUAUAAUCACCUCUCAGGUUCAAACACGAUGUCGGCCGAAACAUGGCAGGAUGUUCCCCUUGCUCCACCCGACAGCAUUUUUAAAUUGACCGCGGCGUAUAAGGCGGAUACGUUUCCUCAGAAGGUCAACCUUGGUGUUGGAGCAUAUAGAGAUGAUGACAAUAAACCUUGGGUCCUUCCUGUUAUCAAGAAGGCCACACAAAUUCUUCUGAAUGAUCCUAAUCUCGAUCACGAAUACCUCCCCAUCACGGGUUUACCAGAGUUCAGUGCCGGUGCGGCAAAGCUCAUCCUUGGUGCCGAUUCGCCUGCCAUCGCAGAAGGGCGUGCUGUUAGCGUACAGACCAUAUCCGGAACUGGCGCAAACCACUUGGGUGCCUUGUUUCUAAGCAGGUUUUAUCACUGGGAUGCCCCAAAGCAGAUUUACUUGAGCAAUCCCACCUGGACUAACCACCAUGCCAUCUUCAAGAAUGUUGGAAUCCAACCUAUAGAUUAUCCUUACUAUGACCCGGCCACCAUCGGGCUAGACUUUGAUGGCUUCAUUGGAACCCUAGAAAGUGCUGCGCCGGGCUCGGUAUUUUUACUACACGCUUGCGCCCACAACCCCACAGGAGUUGACCCUACUCGUGACCAAUGGAAACACAUCGCUGAAGUCAUUGUCGCUAAAAACCAUUACGCAUUCUUCGACUGCGCUUACCAGGGCUUUGCGAGUGGCGAUCUCAACAACGAUGCGUGGGCAGUUAGAUACUUCGUAGAGAAGGGUGUGCCGAUGCUUGUGUGUCAGAGCUUCGCCAAGAACGCGGGUCUGUAUGGCGAGCGGAUCGGUGCGCUGCACGUCGUCCCUCCUACGAAGGAUGCUGCAGACCGUGUUAAGAGUCAGCUGUCGGUUUUACAGUGCAGUGAAAUAAGCAACCCACCGGCUUACGGUGCACGCCUAGUCUCGCUUAUUCUCAACGACAGUGCCCCCUUUGACGACUGGAACCGUGACAUCAAGACCAUGGCUGAGCGAAUCAUAUCCAUGCGCAAUGAGCUUUAUCGACUCCUGACGGAGGAGCUGAAAACGCCAGGUAGUUGGGUUCAUAUCAUCAACCAGAUUGGCAUGUUCAGCUUCACUGGAAUCAAUCCAUCUCAGUCUCAAGCACUGAUAGAUACUUUUCACAUUUACUUGACAGCCAACGGACGAAUUUCGAUGGCUGGGCUGAACUCGCACAACAUAAGAUACUUUGCAGAGAGCUUGGACAAGGUGGUCAGGGGGCAGGUGUAAAUGACUUGCGGAUUGCCAAGAUAUUUGAUAGCGAUGUCUUGGAGACGAACAUAUUAGAUCAACUACUAGAAACUCAACUCGGACGUCAGUUAUAAAUAAAUUUCUGCUAUAUUUCCUA